AUGAUACGAGCCUUGGUUUCCCGGUUGGCUCUUCCUCCACUGGCUGUGCGCAGCAAGUCCACUGCUAACUUGGAUUACACGCGCUUCCCAACGCUGCAAGAGUCGGAAAUCGAAGAGACCUUCAUGCGCGGCAGUGGACCCGGGGGUCAGGCGGUGAACAAGACAUCCAACUGCGUAUUCCUGCGACACCUGCCCACCAACAUCACCAUCAAGUGUCACACACAUCGACUGGCAUCCAAAAAUCGCGUAGAGGCACGAAGACUGCUCCUAGACAAACUCGAUGCCCAUUUUAAUGGAGAAAACUCGAUUGCGGCACAGAUCAAAGUACUGGAGCAAAGAAAGUCCACGGAGCGGCGACGACGGCAGAGCAAAAUGCAGGAGAUGAAGAAGAGCUGGCAAGAGAGGGAGCGAACAGAUGGAGCAGAAGGACCCAACGACAAAUAAAAAUCCAAACUAAAUUUGUAUGCUAAAA
Messenger RNA from Drosophila obscura, 472 nucleotides. Its product is annotated as probable peptide chain release factor C12orf65 homolog, mitochondrial. Gene Ontology annotation, biological process: translational termination. NCBI's taxonomy places the organism in Eukaryota, Metazoa, Arthropoda, Insecta, Diptera, Drosophilidae. The record is from RefSeq and is a predicted model, not a curated record. Gene Ontology annotation, cellular component: mitochondrion. The transcript has a single exon. Bases 1 to 444 code for a protein of 147 amino acids. Gene Ontology annotation, molecular function: translation release factor activity.